This is a messenger RNA of Diceros bicornis minor, 1210 nucleotides long. Its product is annotated as pepsin A-like. Gene Ontology annotation, molecular function: aspartic-type endopeptidase activity. The transcript has 9 exons. Lineage: Eukaryota; Metazoa; Chordata; Mammalia; Perissodactyla; Rhinocerotidae. The record is from RefSeq and is a predicted model, not a curated record. Gene Ontology annotation, biological process: proteolysis. Bases 1 to 1155 code for a protein of 384 amino acids.
AUGAAGUGGCUGCUGCUGCUCAGCUUGGUGGCGCUCUCUGAGUGCCUUAUCUACAAGGUUCCGCUUGUUAGAAAGAAGUCCUGGAGGAAGAACCUGAUCGAGCAUGGCCUGCUGGAGAAGACGCAUCCCCGCAACCUAGCCAACAAGUACUUCCCCAAGGAGGCUGCCACCUUGGCACAUGUUGAGUCCAUGGAGAACUACUAUGAUGAGGAGUACUUUGGCACCAUCAGCAUCGGAACCCCUGCUCAGGAUUUCACCGUCAUCUUUGACACCGGCUCCUCCAACCUGUGGGUGCCCUCCACCUACUGCUCCAGUCUCGCCUGCACCAACCAUAACCGCUUCAACCCUGAUGACUCCUCCACCUACGAGGCCACCAGUGAGUCUGUCUCCAUCGAAUAUGGCACCGGCAGCAUGACAGGCAUCCUUGGAUAUGAUACCGUCAAGGUUGGAGGCAUCGACGACACCAACCAGAUCUUUGGCCUGAGUGAGACGGAGCCCGGUUCCACAUUUUACUACGCUCCCUUCGAUGGCAUCCUGGGUCUGGCCUACCCCAGCAUCUCCUCCUCCGAUGCCACACCUGUCUUUGACAACAUAUGGGACCAGGGGCUGAUUUCCGAAGACCUCUUCUCCGUCUACCUGAGUUCUGAUGACGAGAGUGGCAGCGUGGUGAUAUUUGGUGGCAUUGAUUCUUCUUACUACACGGGAAGCCUGCACUGGGUGCCUGUUUCUGAUGAGGGUUACUGGCAAAUCGCCGUGGACAGCGUCACCAUCAACGGAGAGACCAUCGCUUGCAGCGAGGGCUGCCAGGCCAUUGUUGACACUGGCACUUCUCUGCUGACUGGCCCACCUUCUGCCAUUGACAAUAUCCAGAGCUACAUUGGAGCCACUGCAGGCUCCUCCAGCGAGGAGGUGAUCAGCUGCUCAGCCAUCGACAGCCUACCCGACGUCAUCUUCACCAUUAAUGGUGUUGAGUUCCCCCUGCCUGCCAGUGCCUACAUCCUAGAGGAGGACGAGUCCUGCAUCAGCGGCUUUGAGGGCAUGGACCUCGACACCAGCUCUGGAGAACUCUGGGUCCUGGGUGACGUCUUCAUCCGCCAGUACUACACCGUCUUCGACAGAGCCAACAACCGCGUCGGCCUGGCUUCUGUGGCCUAACCUUAGUCUUUCCAGCCACUUCCCAGGAAGAUCCUACCUCAGUCAUGUGCCCUCU